GAGUUUAAAUAUACCGUACAUGUGAACAACAGGUACUGCAAAGAGGAAAAUAAACAGAGUGUAGUAUAUACUGUUGCAGCUAUAGAGACAGUGUGGAUUUAAAAAAUGUGCUUAUCUGCAAUGCGGGAGAUUAAAAGAUUGUGAAUUAAUUGGGACUACACCCUUAGUUUAUGAGAGGAACGUUAAAGAGCCUGAAGACAGUGGGAAAGAAGCUGUUGCUGAAUUUGAUGUGAGGGACCUAAAGUUUCUUCCGAGAUAUCCAGGAAGAUGGGUUCCAUUAAUUUGGAGGACACAUCCAUUAACGCAAGCUUUUACGGUGAGGAAUAUAACUACACCGACAUUGACCUCUCUCCCUACCUUCCCUGUAUAAAAGAGGAAGUCAAAGCCUUUGGAAAGAUUUUCCUCCCGGUCCUGUACAUUACGGUGUUUAUUUUUGGGAUGUUGGGCAACAGCUUUCUCGUCCUCAUGAUCGUCAAGUAUCUCAAGCUGAAAACAAUGACCGACAUCUAUCUGCUGAAUUUGGCCAUUUCCGACCUUUUAUUCGCUGUCUCCCUUCCUUUCUGGGCCAUGUAUUUGACCUCAGAGUGGCUCUUUGGAAACGCCAUGUGUAAAAUAAUAAGCGCCGUCUACACCGUGAAUUUCUACAGCGGUAUCUUCUUCAUAGCUUGCAUGAGUAUGGACAUGUAUCUGCAAAUUGUCCACACCAUCUCCAUGAAGAACCACAGAACAAUUCGCAAGAGCAUCAUCAUCAGCGCUGUGGUCUGGACCUUGGCAAUGAUGCUCACGAUUCCUGAAUUCAUCUUCAGCCAGUCCAGGAAAGUCGGCGAUAGGUACACCUGCCUCAGUCAUUAUGGCAGCGACCAACUAGUCUUCUGGAAGAUAACAAUCCAACUCCAGAUCAACAUCAUUGCUUUUGUCAUUCCCUUCUUUGCCAUGAUUUUCUUUUAUACCAGGAUUGCGUCCGUCCUCCUCAAGUCCAGGUCGUUCAGCAAGGACAAAGCCUUGGGACUGGUUGUCAUGUUGGUCACCGUGUUCUUUGUGUUGUGGUUCCCUUACAACAUUGUCCUUUUGUUGCACUCCCUGGAGGAUAUCGGCGUGAUCAGCGGCUGCGAGGUGAGCAAGAGGCUGGAUUACGCUCUACAGGUGACGGAGUCCAUUGCCUUCACUCACUGCUGCUUCAACCCGUUCCUCUAUGCUUUCGUGAAUGAAAGGUUCAGGAGGCACCUGAAGAGUAUGCUAAUGAAGAUCUCCAAGAAGACCGGUUGCUACAAGGACCUGGGAAUCGUUGUGGCCACUGCUCCAGAGCAAAGUGAACUCAGCAAGCAGCAAUACUGCGUGUGCUCUGAUGUGGAAAUGACUGUGGUGUAGGCAUGACUUGGAGACACAUAAAACAUAGAACAGUACAGCACAAGAACAGGCCCUUCGGCCCACAAUGUCAUGUAGGAUCAUAUAGGACCAGCAUUAAGCCAUUCGACUCAUCAAGUCUACAUCAACAUUCAAUCAUGUCUAUUUUUCCCUCUCAACCCCAUUCUCCUGCCUUCUCCCCAUGUCCCCUGAUACCCGCACUAAUUAUAUUUGCCUCCACCACCAACCCUGGCAGUGUGAUUCAGGCACCCACCAUAAUCUAUGUAAAUAAGUCGCCCCAUACAUCUCUCUGAGUGAUCCCCGCACACGGUGAUGAGCGGAAGUCAUUCUUCCUUUCUUAGAAACAGAUGUUGAAUUGGAUCUUCACGUCCGAAGAUGCUUCAACUUGCCAGCGUGUACAGAGCACUUGUGAACUAACAAGAUACAUCGUAAACAUAUUGUUCUACUAUCAGCCAAAGGGACUAAGCUUUUUUUCAUAGAACCUGUUAAGCUUCCCCUUCCAAAACACUUACAUUCACAACAUUGACGUGCCCACGAAUAACUCCAUGUCUCUGGUGUCUCCAAUCUCAUCACUUCAUUCUUUCCCAGAUGAGUCCGACUGAACCAUGGAAUCAUUGAAAUGUUAUGGCAUAGAAUCUGCCCAGAGUCUAUGGUGGCACCUACAAGGUUGUUCUCAUCGUCCCAUUCUCACACACCCUUCCCAUGACCCAGCAGAUCACCUAUUUCUCAGGUGGACACAAGGUGCUGGAGUAAUCCAGCAGGUCAGGCAGUAACUUUAGUUUUAGUUUAGUUUAGAGAUACUGUGCAGAAACAGGCCCUUCGGCACAUCGAGUCCGCACA
Molecule: messenger RNA, 2205 nt
Organism: Amblyraja radiata (thorny skate)
Lineage: Eukaryota; Metazoa; Chordata; Chondrichthyes; Rajiformes; Rajidae
Product: atypical chemokine receptor 2
Exons: 2
Coding region: 268-1368 (366 amino acids)
Biological process (GO): immune response; cell chemotaxis; positive regulation of cytosolic calcium ion concentration
Cellular component (GO): external side of plasma membrane; membrane
Molecular function (GO): C-C chemokine receptor activity; C-C chemokine binding
Source: RefSeq, a predicted model, not a curated record